Molecule: messenger RNA, 9644 nt
Organism: Doryrhamphus excisus (bluestripe pipefish)
Lineage: Eukaryota; Metazoa; Chordata; Actinopteri; Syngnathiformes; Syngnathidae
Source: RefSeq, a predicted model, not a curated record
GGCGGAAGAAGCUCUCGCCGAAGUCCACAGGGUGGGUUCUUACGGCUCCGUAGUAGGUUUUCAUUGGCGCGUUCCUCCUUUUCUUCGCUUCUGAUUGGCGUCCGAACCGGAAGCGGUGAAGCCUUUUUGCCCUCACGCCGCUUCUGUGUCUACUUUAUUCUCCUCACCAGCAGGACGGGUGUGUGUGUGUGUGUGCGUAUGUGUGAGCGGCUCCACUGGCUGGGCUUGAACGUUGCGAUGAUAAAAGACGCCUAUGCGGUAGGCAACACACCUAUCACUGUGCAAAACACCCAAGAAACGGCUUCAAGACGCUCCUCCUCGCACCUUUAACCACUUGGACUCAAGCGCCAGCACCAUCAUGUCCAGGCCAAAAGCGGCCGGCAUCAAUGAUGUCGCCCGCUUACUCUCAUCGGGGGUGGCACUGAGCUCCCCCACCUCCAGCACCCAAAUGUUCUCCGCCGCCAGCCAGGCGGACUGGGCGGCCAAGCGGCUGGUGUGGGUGCCGUCGGAGAAGCACGGCUUCGAGUCGGCCAGCAUCAAGGAGGAGCGCGGCGACGAGGUGGAGGUGGAGCUGACGGACACCCAGAAGCUGCAGACGCUGUCCCGGGAGGAGAUCCAGCGGAUGAACCCGCCGCGCUUCAGCAAAGUGGAGGACAUGGCCGACCUCACCUGCCUCAACGAAGCCUCGGUGCUCCACAACCUCCGAGAGAGAUACUACUCCGGCUUGAUCUACACAUAUUCGGGUCUGUUCUGCGUGGUGGUGAACCCUUACAAGAACCUGCCCAUCUACACGGAGUCCAUCGUGGAGAUGUAUCGAGGCAAAAAGCGCCACGAGAUGCCGCCGCAUAUCUACGCCAUAUCGGAGGCGGCCUAUCGGAGCAUGCUUCAAGACAGAGAAGAUCAGUCAAUCCUCUGCACGGGUGAAUCCGGGGCGGGGAAAACGGAAAACACGAAGAAAGUCAUUCAGUAUUUGGCUCACGUGGCGUCCUCUCACAAGGGCGGAACCCUGGCUCGGAGUAAAGAAACCCUGCCCAUGGACGGGUGUCGGUCUCUAACCCGCGGCUCCACUGUGGUGAACAGGGGAGAGCUGGAGAGACAGCUCCUGCAAGCCAACCCCAUACUGGAGGCCUUCGGCAACGCAAAAACUGUCAAGAAUGACAAUUCCUCCAGAUUUGGUAAAUUCAUCCGCAUUAAUUUUGAUGUGGCGGGGUACAUCGUUGGUGCCAACAUUGAGACCUACCUCCUGGAAAAGUCCCGGGCCACCCGUCAGGCCAAAGACGAGCGGACGUUUCACAUUUUUUACCAGCUGCUGCACGGAGCUUCCGGGGAAACAAAAAAGGACCUGCUCUUGGGGACUGCAGACCAGUACCGCUUUCUCAGCGGGGGUUCUAUCAACGUGCCCGGUCAAAGUGACGCUGAGAACUUCACCCAGACCAUGGACUCCAUGGCCAUCAUGGGCUUCAACCCAGACGAGCUGAUGUCCAUGCUGAAGGUCAUCUCUGCCGUGCUCCAGUUCGGGAACAUUUCCUUCACGCAGGAGAAGAACCACGACCAGGCGUCGAUGCCUGACAACACGGCCGCCCAGAAGCUCUGCCAUCUGCUGGGUAUCAACGUGCUGGAGUUCACCCGAGCCAUCCUCACGCCCAGGAUCAAAGUGGGUCGGGAGUAUGUGCAGAAGGCCCAGACCAAAGAACAGGCUGACUUUGCCGUGCAGGCCUUGGCCAAGGCCACGUACGAGCGCCUCUUCAGGUGGCUGGUGCACAGGAUCAACAGAGCUCUGGACCGAAGGCAACGGCAGGGAGCCUCCUUCAUCGGCAUCCUGGACAUCGCUGGGUUUGAGAUCUUCCAGCUGAACUCCUUCGAGCAGCUGUGCAUCAACUACACCAACGAGAAGUUGCAGCAGCUCUUCAACCACACCAUGUUCAUCCUGGAGCAGGAGGAGUACCAGCGCGAGGGCAUCGAGUGGAACUUCAUAGACUUCGGCCUGGACCUGCAGCCCUGCAUCGACCUCAUCGAAAGGCCGACCCACCCGCCUGGUGUUCUGGCCCUGCUGGAUGAGGAGUGCUGGUUCCCCCGGGCUACCGACCGCUCCUUCGUAGACAAGCUGACCGGCGAGCAAGGCAGCCAUCCCAAAUUCUUCAAGUCAAAGCAGCCUCGCGGUGAAGCCGACUUCUCCAUCAUCCACUACGCUGGCAAGGUUGACUACAAGGCCAACGACUGGUUGGUGAAGAACAUGGACCCUCUGAACGACAACGUGGCGUCUCUUCUCCAUCAGUCAUCUGAUCACUUUGUGUCGGAGCUGUGGAAGGAAGAUAUUCAAACUCUACCUCGUGUCUACUUCUUUGACUCCUACACCACGGUGCAGGCAAAUGGCUCGGACAUGGACCGCAUCAUCUGUCUGGACCAGGUGGCCACGGGGGAGAACAGCGGGCAGGUCUCGUUCGGAGGAUCGGGGCUGAAAACGAAGAAGGGAAUGUUCAGGACGGUCGGCCAGCUCUACAAAGAGUCCCUCGCCAAGCUCAUGACCACGCUGAAGAACACCAACCCCAACUUCCUUCGCUGCAUCAUUCCCAACCACGAGAAGAAGGCCGGCAAGCUAGACCCGCACCUGGUGUUGGACCAGCUGAGGUGUAAUGGGGUCCUGGAAGGGAUCCGCAUCUGCCGACAAGGCUUCCCAAACCGCAUCCCAUUCCAGGAGUUUAGACAGAGAUACGAGAUUCUGACUCCCAACGCUAUUCCUCGCACCUUCAUGGACGGCAAGCAGGCGUCAGAGCUGAUGAUCAAAGCGUUGGAGCUGGAUCCCAACCUCUUCCGGGUGGGGCAGAGUAAGGUCUUCUUCAGAGCCGGCGUCCUGGCUCACCUGGAGGAGGAGAGAGACUUGAAGAUCACCGACACCAUCAUACGCUUCCAAAGCGCGGCCAGAGGCUACCUGGCACGCAAAGCCUUCAUGAAGAAGCAGCAGCAGCUCAGCGCUCUUCGGGUGAUGCAGAGGAACUGUGCCGCCUACCUCAAACUCAGGAACUGGCAGUGGUGGAGGCUUUUCACAAAGGUGAAGCCGCUCCUCCAGGUGACCCGGCAGGACGAGGAGAUUCAGGUCCGGGAAACGGAGCUGCUGAAGGCCAAGGAAAAACUCUCCCGAGUGGAGCUGGACUUCACGGAACUGGACAAGAAGCACACUCAGCUGAUGGAGGAGAAGGCGGUGCUGGCCGACCAGCUGCAGGCAGAAGCAGAGCUGUUUGCAGAGGCGGAGGAGAUGAGGUCCAGACUGGCCAGCCGCAAACAAGAGCUGGAGGACGUGCUCACCGAGCUGGAGAGCCGCUUAGAGGAGGAGGAAGAGAGAGGAGCACAGCUGACCAACGAGAAGAAGAAGAUGCAGCAGAAUAUUCAGGACCUGGAGGAGCAGCUGGAGGAGGAGGAAAGUGCCAGGCAACGCCUCCUGCUGGAGAAGGUCACCCUGGAGACCAAAGUGAAGAGUCUGGAGAAUGACCAUCUGACCGCCGUGGAGCAGAGAGAUCGCCUCAACAAGGAGAAGAAGCAGCUGGAGGAGCGUCUGAGCGAGGUGACGGACCACCUGACGGAGGAAGAGGAGAAAAGCAAAAGUCUGAACAAACUGAAGAACAAACAGGAGGCCGUCAUCGCUGACCUUGAAGAUCGCCUGAAGCGUGAGGAGCAGGGCCGGCUGGAGCAGGAGAAGUGGAAGAGGAAGAUGGAGACGGAGGCCAUGGAGGCUCAGGAGCAGCUGUCGGACCUGGGCAUGAUGUCGGGCGAGCUGAGAGGGAGUCUAUCCCAGAAGGAGAAGGAGAUCUCCACCCUGCAGGGCCGGCUGGAGGAGGAGGGCUCGCGGCGCGCGGAGGCUCAGCGGGCGCUGAGGGAGGCCAUGUCUCAGGUGUCGGAGCUGAAGGAGGAAGUGGAGAACGAGCGAGGGAUGAGAGAGAGGGCGGAGAAACAGAAGCGGGACAUGGGCGAGGAGCUGGAGGCCUUGAGGACGGAGCUGGAGGACACGCUGGACACCACCGCGGCCCAGCAGGAGCUCAGGUCUCGGCGGGAGGCGGAGUUAGGCGAGCUCCAGCGUUGCGUGGAAGAUGAGACGCGGCGCCACGAGGUCCAGCUGUCGGAGCUCCGGGUCAAGCACAGCAGCGCCAUAGACAACCUCCAGGAGCAGCUGGACAACAGCAAGAGGGCGCGCCAGUCCUUGGAAAAGGCCAAGAUGGUUCUGGAGGAGGAGAGGCAGAAUCUGAGCGCGGAGCUGAAGAACCUCCAAGCCGGCCGCACGGAGAGCGACAGGGGUCGUAAGAGGGCCGAAGGUCAGCUGCAGGAGCUCGUGGCCCGCCUGGCUCAGGCCGACCGGGAGAAGGAGGAACGGGAGGAGCGAAUGCACAAGCUGCAGAGCGAGGUGGAGAACCUCUCCAGCAGUUUGUCCUCCUUUGACAGCAAAGCCCUCCGCCUCUCCAAAGAAGUCAACGGCCUGGAGAGCCAGCUUCACGACGCCCAGGAGCUGCUGCAGGAGGAGACCCGCCAGAAGUUGUCUCUGGCAUCCAGGGUGCGAGGCCUGGAGGACGACCGGAGCGGCCUGAUGGAGAGACUGGAGGAGGAGGAGGAGAAGGCCAGGGAGUUGACCCGGCAGAUCCAGACUUUCACCCAGCAGCUGGCCGAGACGCGGCGGCAGUCGGAGGAGGUGAACACGGCGGUGGAGGCGGGCGAGGAGGCGCGCAGGAAGCUGCAGCGGGAGCUGGACGGCGCGGUGCAGAAGGAGCGGCAGCGCGAGGAGGAGAAGGAGCGCGUGGAGCGGCAGAGGGAGCGUCUGCGGGAGGAGAUCGAGGACAUGACCCUGGCCCUGCAGAAGGAGAGGCAGAACUGCACGGCUCUGGAGAAGAGGCAGAAGAAGUUCGACCAGUGUCUGGCCGAGGAGAAGUCGGUGAGCACCCGUCUGGCGGACGAGAGAGACAGAGCAGAAGCUGACAGUCGAGAGAAGGAGACGCGAUGUCUGGCCUUGACCAGAGCCUUGCAGGAGGCCCAGGACCAGAGAGAGGAGCUGGAGAGGUCCAACAAGCAGCUUCGUGUGGAAAUGGAGCAGCUGGUCAACCAGCAGGACGACGUGGGCAAGAACGUCCACGAGCUGGAACGCAUGCGUCGGACUCUGGAGACGGAAGCCGAGAGCCUGCGCACUCAGACGCAGGACCUGGAAGAGGAGCUGGCCGAGACGGAGAACUCCAGGCUGAGGCUGGAGGUCACGCUGCAAGCCCUCAAGGCUCAGUUCGAGAGGGAGCUGAGCAGCAGCGAGGAGAAGGGCGAGGAGAAGAGAAGGGCCCUCAGCAAGCAGGUGAGGGAACUGGAGAUCCAGCUGGAGGAGGAGCGGACGCAGCGUUCCCAGGCCGUCCUGUCCAAGAAGCAGCUGGAAGCGGAGCUGCAGGAUUCCGAGGCUCAGAUGGAGACGUCCAGCCGCAGCAAGGAGGAGGCUGUCAAACAUCUGCGGAGGCUGCAGGGUCAACUGAAGGACGUGCUCCGGGAGCUGGACGAGACCAAGCUGAGUCGCGACGAGGUCAUCUCGCAGUCCAAAGACAACGACAAGAAAAUCCAAACCCUGGAGGCCGAAGUCCUGCAGCUGACGGAGGAGCUGUCGGUAUCCGACCGCCAGAGGAGACAAGCUCAGCAGGAGCGAGACGAGAUGGCGGACGAGAUGGUCAACAACAGUUCUGGAAAGACGGCGCUCUUUGAAGAGAAGCGAAGGCUAGAGAUGCGAGUCGGCCAGCUGGAGGAGGAGCUGGAGGAGGAGCAGACCAACUCGGAGCUUCUGACGGAGAGGCACAGAAAGCUGGCGCUACAGGUGGAGACGAUGACGGUGCAGCUGCAGGGCGAGAAGACCCUGUUCCAGAAGGCGGAGGCGGGGCGGGAGCAGCUGGAGAGGCAGAACAAGGAGAUGAAGACCCGGCUGGAGGAGCUGGAGGGAACCGUGAGGGGCAAACACCGGCUCAGCGUCGCCGCCCUGGAGGCCAAGAUAGAAUCCAUGGAGGAGCAGCUGGAACAAGAAAGACAGGAGCGCGGCAUUGCCAACAAGCUGCUGAGGAAGACGGAGAAGAAGCUGAAGGAAGUGGUGAUGCAGGCAGAAGACGAGCGGAGGCACGCCGACCAGUACAGAGAGCAGCUGGAUAAGGCCAUGGUGCGCCUGAGGCAGCUGAAGCGGCAGCUGGAGGAGGUGGAGGAGGAGAACUCUCGCUCCAACGCUCAGAAGCGGAAGCUGCAGAGGGAGCUGGAGGAGCUGACGGAGAACAGCCAGAGCAGGAUGCGGGAGAUCAGCAGCCUCCGCAACCAGCUCAGCGUCCCUGAAUGGAGACCAGAGCAGCGCGCCCCCUUGCCCCUGGCCAUGCGGGGACGCCGGCCCAUGGUGGACGACUACUCCUUAGACAACUCGGACUCGGAGGAGUUGCCCGCCUCCCUGACGCCCUCGCCGGGGCCGCCACGGACCCCGACCCCGUCUUCUGAGCUCAGCUCGGAAAGCGCCCCCGCUUACAACAACGCACACCAAUGAUGUACGCUAGCUGACUCCAAUAAAGCUAAACGUUCCUCCAUGAGCAAUAACGCCGUCUUGCUCUCUAGGGCGGGGGUGGGUGGCCACCCUGCCCCUGCGUACACUUUAUACCCAAAACAUACCUAAAUGGAGGGCUACACACCUCACAUCAUCUUAUUUCUACUACAAAAUGGCCCCCGGGCCGCCACUUGGACACCCCCGCUCUAGGAUGACCACUAACUACAUUUGGAAGGUGAAAAAAUACAUGAAACGACAUCAAGGGGUGUCGAACUAACCUGUUGCUGAAAAUGACCGUAGAGUACAGGUACAGCUGCUCCUCGUAGAGUACAGGUACAGCUGCUCCUCUUAGAGUACAGGUGCCCUUCGUAGAGCACAGGUACAGGUGCUCCUCGUAGAGUACAGGUACUCCUCGUAAGGGUACAGCUGCUCCUCGUAGAGUACAGGUACUCCUCGUAAGGGUACAGCUGCUCCUCGUAGAGUACAGGUACUCCUCGUAAGGGUACAGCUGCUCCUCGUAGAGUACAGCUGCUCCUCGUAGAGCACAGCUGCUCCUCGUAGAGCACAGCUGCUCCUCGUAGAGCAGAGGUACAGGUGCUCCUCGUAGAGUACAGCUGCUCCUCGUAGAGUACAGGUACAGCUGCUCCUCAUAGAGCACAGGUACUCCUCGUAGAGCACAGGUACUCCUCGUAAGGGUACAGGUGCUCCUCGUAGAGCACAGCUGCUCCUCGUAGAGCACAGCUGCUCCUCGUAGAGCACAGCUGCUCCUCGUAGAGCACAGGUACAGGUGCUCCUCGUAGAGUACAAGUACAGGUGCUCCUCGGCUUCCAGACACCAGAAGUCAUGUGACAGGACUUUUAUACUGAAAGGAUCCAUAUCCCACAUCAUGUAUUCUAAAGAUAUAAAAAAGAUAAAAAGAGGCGUCAAAGAAAACACGUGAUGGGACCCCUGGAAAAAUCCCAAUCAGGCUUUCCAUCACGUUUCCAUGGCAGCCAUAGCGUUAAUCCGAACCCGAACCCUAACCCGAACCCGAGGUCACUUCCUCUACUUUGGUCUGGAACAUCCUGGUCUCUAUGGCGACCACAUCGCCUCUACUUUUCUACCGCAGCAGCAACGUUCUCCUUUUUCUUUCUUCACUUUCCCCUCAUUGGCGGCCAUCUUUGGCCAUCAAAAGGAUGACGAAGGGACUGUAGUAGUAGUAGUAGUACUAGUCAUAGUAGUAGUAGUAGUAGUAGUAAUAGUAGUACAAAUGUUUGAGCUAGAAAAAGACGAGCGGUCACGAUGCGUUCCUUAACCCAAGCAAACAGGAAGUAGUUUCUUUUCCAUCUCAUCUUUUUCUUUCUGGUUUGGUUAGCACAGCGGAACAGGAAGUCAAACAGCAAACGUACCCAAGUGGUCCACUAGGAGUUAGCAUGAGCUAGCUAACCGUACACGGCAUUGGGACACACCGAGGAGUUAGCAUGAGCUAGCUAACCGUACACGCCAUGUCGGCUCUCCUCGGGGUGGCUGUGUCUUCCAGCACAAGACGCUAAGUCAUUCAUGCUAGCUGCUACAAUAACAACAUGGCUGUAGCUUGGCUUUAGUAUUUCCCAUGACGUCCGUUGCUAGCUAGCUCAUAUUAACUGCUUUUCCAGCGCAAAAAAAAAGGGAAAGAAAUAUGUGUUCAUGUUUUGCAUACGGAUUGGGAAUGAUUUGGGAUUGCCAAAAUUCCAAAAAAAAGUGCACUUCCCCUUUAAGUACCCUGGGAGAGAAUACGUUUUUCUUCCUGAAAUACUCUCUCGCCCUCUCUCUCUCUCUCUCUCUCUCUCUCUCUGUAUGCGGACGCAGUAAGAGGCCUGUAUGUUUACCAAAAUGAUGCACUGGACCACUACACUACCACAUAGUACACUACACUACACUAUACUACAAUAUAGAGUACCACUGAAAGGACUCGGCAUUGUUGUCAUCAAUGCUAAGCUAACGUGAUUGAGUGGACUAACCCAGCAAAAGGUUCAAAUGCCACCAACCUGCUGUCUGUACAAAUCUUUUAUUUUGGCGGGAUGCAAACCACUUUUGCGUUUGUACUACAAUACUACAAUACUACUGUGUCAUGGCUGCUGCACUUUGCACAAAAACUGUUGGGGAUAUUUGAUGAUGAUGAUGAUGAUGAUGAUGUCAACAUCGAAGUCAUUUGGUGGAAUGGAACCCAUAUGGAAUCUAUAUGGAAUCUAUAUAUAUGGAACCCAUAUAUAUAUGGCCUCUAUAUAUGGAACCUAUAUAUAUGGAACCCAUAUAUAUGGCCUCUAUAUAUGGAACCCAUAUAUAUGGAACGGAAGCGCCUGUGUUGUUGUGUAGCAAGCUGCUCCUCAAACGUCGUCUUUUUCUUUGGCUUUUGGUUGAGUUGUUAUUGUUAACGAUGCUGUAUUAUAAAACAUCCAUCUGGGGUCAACUUUGAAUAUAUGUUGUCGCUUUUCACCCGGCUGCUUUUUGUGUCGUCUUCUUCCUGCACACACUCGGAAAAAUACAAAUACGAUUACUACAUCCAAAUAUCGAAAUAUCAUCGAAAUAUCUAAAUAUUUGUUUAGAUCCAAAUGUACAAGAAUUUACAAGAAUAACAAAUCUGAGAAAAACAUCAUCCAAUUACAAAGUCAAGAAAAAAAGUUGUCGUAUAAGCCCCCCCCCCUUUUACCACUUUUUUACAACUAUUCUCAUAGUACUACUUUUUUCUGAGAAGUACUACUUAGUUCCUGUAAAUGUGUGACCUUUUUCUCUUGUUAAUUUCCGACUUUCAUCUCAAAAUCAGAUUUUCCCAAUGAUGAUUUGUGUCCCAAACACUGUAAAUGUAAACACGUAUUGUGGAGCUAUUAGUACAUACAAAGUACAUACAAAUACUUCUAACUGUGUGCCUUCAUUCAUCUGUUUCAAAUGAUCAAAUGUAGUACAAAUGAGGAUGAAUCCUGAUUGAACUAGUACAGGAAAUGCGGAUAUAAAACCAUUUUAGUGUUUACAUAAGUUAAAGAUACUUUGAAAGUACUUCACCAAAUAUACAAUUAAUGGUAUAGUUUAUCCAUUUGUGUUUUUUACUGUACAUGUACUUCUAUGUUUAAUAGUUACUUACUUUAUCCAACAAAAUUACAAAUAG